Messenger RNA from Verruconis gallopava, 2835 nucleotides. RefSeq lists its product as uncharacterized. Lineage: Eukaryota; Fungi; Ascomycota; Dothideomycetes; Venturiales; Sympoventuriaceae. The record is from RefSeq and is a predicted model, not a curated record. The transcript has 3 exons. The coding region runs from base 1 to 2133 and encodes 710 amino acids.
AUGGCAACGGCUACAGUGCUCACCACGAGCGCUCCUGAACCAGACAGCCGCAAGGAGCCGAACCUACUUCGCAAGAGCCCGAGCCUAAAAUCACCUCCUGGAUUAUCGCCGCCCCAGCAUAUAACUAGGCGGCACUCGUGGACUGCAAACACGCGCCAGCCAACGCGUGACCGUUCGCUCGUCCCUACGAUCAUGGAGGCCUCGGAAGCCCGCACUUUCCGCGAGGCGAUGCCUCAGUCCCAGGACUCUUUGAUGAGCAGCAAGCGAGCCUUCUCGAACACAAGAGCCGGUGCUACCUUCGACAUGGCGUACUUCCUGAGACACACGGGACCAACAAAAUCGGCGAGCGAGACAGCAAAGGAGAGCGCCAAGAAGCCUGGCCGUAAAAAAAGUCGAGGCAUCUUCAAGAAAAAGAAAGAGAGUCCAGAUCAGGAGGCGCCUGCAGCUGUGAGACAAAGCUCUACCAUUUUUGUGCCUCCGGAGGGCGUAGAGCAGAAAGUGACAGCUCGAGGUCACAAGUAUCUCCAGAUCCUGCCACACCCGGACUUGCUUGAUCUUGGACAAGCCUAUUCACCUCGACUCUUCUGUAACCCGAACACGGAGCAAACUGAAGUCGUUAGUAGUGACGCGCUUGAUACGUGGAUCUCCUGCUCAUUGGAGACUCGACCGCAUGGUGAGGAUCUGAGCGUCAAACCACCUGGUAUCGAUGGCAUGCAUGCACAUGAAUGCGCAGAGUCAUUGCCACCCAGUCGUCCGAAGACGCCUGUAAGCUGUUCAACAGAAGCGCGAUCCGUAAAGCGACCACCUGAAGGGGGAUUUGGGCUGUCCAUCAUCGACGGACAUGCGACGGCACCAUAUUCGAAUGGCGCAAUAGCAAACGCUGCGCUCAAUAGCAACCCCCCAUCGGAUCCAGGAAGUCCGAAUCCAGGAGCUCUACAUUUGUGCGUCUAUGAGGAAAAUAAGAGCACUGAGGCGACAGAGAUGCCGCCGCUAAAGAAGAGCAUAAAUACGGACGAGAGCAAGAUAUUCGGUGUUCGUCCAGAGGCAAUAUCAGCUGAGGAAAAGGAGAAAUUUGAUCGAAGAUGGACGGAUGUACUCGCUGACCAAGGACCUCGAAGUCCAGGUAGCGAUGAUGUUGUAACAACCGAACCGGAGACCGAACCGUCGCCUUCGGCAGCCACGCAGGCUCAUCGCAGCCGAGAGGCUGCGGCACGAGCCAGAAAGAUCAAAGAGCUGCAGCUAGCCUACAGAAACAUCGACGGGCUGGUGAAGGACUUGACACAGAACGAAGAAGUAGGGUCGAGCCGAGAUCAGGCGCUCGUUGAGAGCGCAUGCGACAACGACGAGGCGGCCAGGGCGACGUUGCGACACCAAAAUCAGCAGACCAAGACGAUGGUGGUGGCGGAGCAGGCGCCGCAACCGCGGAACCGACCGACGCGCAAGCCGGCACGUCUGGUGCUGCGAGACAGCUCGAUCCUAGAGAACACGACGGCGGUCCGCGCCGACGACGGGCCGGGCGCAUCGAGCGACGGUAGCCCGGACGCGAAGGUGGCGCCGCAGCCGAGGGCGAGCUCGUCGCCGCAGGCACCCGGUAUCCCGACCAAGUCGACUGCGCGGAGCACGCUGACGCCGACGUCCGGCGGGGUCGGCGCACGCCUGCACGGACGUCACCACUCGACGCCGCUCACGCCGCAGGCCGUGACGGCGACGGCGAACCUGGCGGGCGGCACGCGCACGAGCGUGUGCAGCUCGCACACGUCGCACAGCAGGGAGGCGCGGCUCGAGGCGCGCGUGGAGGCCUUGGAGCGCGAGAACAGGCUGCUCGAGGCCGCGCUGCUGGCCGUGCUGAAGACGUCCGGCACGCUGAACCGGUGCCCCUGCGGGGUGCUGAAGGAGCAGGCCGAGCGCACGCCGGCGUCGAGAGCGCCGCUGACGCUGUCGGGAACGUGGCCCAGAGCGUACGGCACGGAGUUGCGCAAGGUUAGCGAGGAGCACGCCGGCGCGGCUUCUGCAGUCCACGCGUACGCUUCGACGGUGCCGUCCAGCAUAGACACCAGACGAGACAGCGCGGGAAGCAAUGGCAGCGGCGUGAGCGCGCUAGAGGUCUACCUCCGGACGAAGAUUGGCGCCUGAGCAGGCAUCUCCUUUCGCGGUCUAUGGUCCGCAUUUAGAUUUGGGAAACAGCUUACUUGGGAGCCUGCUGGGCAGGGGACAUGGAGAACAAAUCUUUUUGAAAUACGCGCGAGGAGAUACCAAUACAUGCAUACGACAGCAUACCCGGUUUCACUUGUACCUGUACAGAUUACAAAGCAUCCGAGACACUUACUUUGUGCAAUAAACCAUUCUUCUACUGAGAGGAGCCACUUUCCGUCAAGUCUUUUGUCUUUGAUCUACCAAGUCGAGCUUGCCGGCUGAACGUCAACGAGAGAUGUGGAUGAAGAGAGGAGGGCACGGAACGCACGUCAAAGACCAGCAGGAAGUCGAACGAAUGCCUAAGUUGAAUUACGAAGGAUUGAAAUUCCAUCCCAUAAAGCGAGACCGCCCUUCUCGCCGCCCAUGUACUAUAUGUAUCCCAUACGCACAACCCGAUAUUACAAAGACUUCUUUUUGCUCCAGUAACAGCGCUUUAACGUUGAAAAUAAAGGUGGGCAGAAGGACAACAGGUGGUAGAGAUGAAGGUUGAAAAAAAAGCAAGUACUCGCAAUUACAAAAGCCAACAGCAGCAGAAACAAAUCGACGACGCAAACAGAUAUGCUCUUCCUUCUCAAAGUAAACCACUAUCAUGAAUGAGCGCAUAGAUACAAAGAACCGUAUAUACCUUGUUCUCGUCUCCGA